Arachis stenosperma is the source of this 732-nucleotide messenger RNA. RefSeq lists its product as uncharacterized. Gene Ontology annotation, molecular function: nucleic acid binding; RNA-DNA hybrid ribonuclease activity. The record is from RefSeq and is a predicted model, not a curated record. The coding region runs from base 1 to 732 and encodes 243 amino acids. NCBI's taxonomy places the organism in Eukaryota, Viridiplantae, Streptophyta, Magnoliopsida, Fabales, Fabaceae. The transcript has a single exon.
AUGGCGAGCGUUCGCCCACAUGAGCCCUUAAAAUUAUACAUUGCAGCAUCUAUAAACACAAUUUGGUGUAUGUUAGCCCAAGAUGAUGAGAAUGGGCAUGAACGGGCUAUUUAUUACCUUAGUCGAGUUCUAACUGAUAUCGAGACAAGGUAUUCUCCGAUAGAAAGAUUGUGUUUGUUUUUAUACUAUGCAUGUAUGAAAUUAAAAUGCUAUAUGGUGGCUAAAUCAGUGAAGGUUAUAGCACAAACUGAUAUCAUCAAAUAUAUGUUGAGUUUUCCGAUGUUACGAGGGCGUUUAGGGAAAUGGAUGCUGGCUUUGACAGAAUUUUAUUUACAGUAUAUCCUGGCCAAGGCUGUAAAAGGUCAGGUCAUUGCAGAUUUUCUUGUUGACAAUUCGAAUCAUCUGAAUGACCAGGGGGCAAAUAUAAUUGAUAUUGAAGUCGAUUAUUGGAAGUUAUAUUUUGAUGGAUCGAAGCACAAAGAUGGUGCAGGAGUAGGAAUUCUUAUUAUUUCACCAGAAGGGAUUCCAUCGCUAUUUUUAUUCGAGUUAAAAUAUCCUUGCUCGAAUAAUAUGGCAGAGUAUGAAGCUUUAAUUUUGGGCCUUAAAAUAUUGAUUGAUAAAGGGGCUUUGGAAGUUCAAAUCCAAGGGGAUUCUCAAUUAGUCCUAAAGCAGUUAUCGAAAGAGUUUAAAUGCAAUAAUGAGAAGUUACAGAAAUAUUUAGCAAUGGCUUGA